Molecule: messenger RNA, 753 nt
Organism: Fulvia fulva
Lineage: Eukaryota; Fungi; Ascomycota; Dothideomycetes; Mycosphaerellales; Mycosphaerellaceae
Product: Efflux pump atB
Exons: 1
Coding region: 1-753 (250 amino acids)
Biological process (GO): transmembrane transport
Molecular function (GO): transmembrane transporter activity
Source: RefSeq, a predicted model, not a curated record
AUGUACACCCUCGCCCUCGCCUUCGGUCCCCUCUUCAACGCGCCCGCAUCCGAGUACUUUGGUCGCCGUCCCAUCUAUAUUCUCUGCUACGGGCUGGCCUUACCGUGGUAUAUCGGCUCGGCGUUGCCUCCGAACUUGGCGGGAUUCUUGGUGUUCAGGUUCUUGUGUGGGUUCUUUCAGAGUGUGACGUUGGCGACGAUUGGAGGGAGCAUUGCGGAUUUGUGGACGCAUCAUGAGACGGGGUUGCCGAUGGGGGUGUUUAUUUGGGCGGCGACGGGAGGGUCGAGUGUGGGGAUUUGCUUGUUGUCGUUUGUGGCGGAGUUCAGGCCGUGGUAUGAUGUGUUUUGGGCUAUUAUGGGGAUUUCGGGGGGUUGCUAUCUGCUUGUUGUUGUGGCGCAGAUGUAUUGUGGGGAGACGAGGCAUGGGGUCAUCUUGCGGAAGAGAGCUGCGAGACUGAGGAAAGAGACGGGGGAUGAGGGCAUUGAUGUGGCGCCUGAGUAUCAGAGGAAGGGCUUCAAGGAGAUUCUCUAUGUCACGCAGACCAGACCGUUUCGAUUCUUGGCGACGGAGCCGGUGGUGCAGUUCGGAGCGCUGUACAACGGAUACCUCUUCGGGAUCUCCUUCCUCCUUAACGGCGCCUUCACUCUCGUCUUUGGACCCAAGGGACAUGGCCUCAGUAUCACCCAAGUCGGACUCUGCUUCCUGGGGAUCUUUGGCGGCAUCACGAUGUUCACAUUCACCAACAUCAUUUAG